CUUGGACACAUUACUACUCAGAAGACAAUUUGAACCAAACUUGUACAAAGAUCUUUACUACAUCAUUAUAAAGUAUAUACAAAAAACAGAGCGUUUCGGAGUGGUAAAUAGACAAUGAUCAACAUUCUCUCUUUCCUAUCCCGCCGCUUCAUCUAUUCACUGUACCCGCAGCCUUUUUUCUCUUCUUUCACCUUUAUUUAGUUUAUUUUAUUUUUUUGUUGUUUUUCUUAUGGAAAAGAGUAACACCUUGUAAAAUAACUCCUUGAACUAUGUAAUGGCAAUUUGCCGCUUUAGUUCCAGGGUUAGGGUUUCUUUAUCUUUAAAUAAAUAUAGUUUAAAUCAAUCCGGCCAUCACCGGAAAAACUUGAAAUAUAAAUAUUUUGAUUUUUUCACAUUGGUAUAUAGCCCAAAGCGUCCUCUUCAAUAUGGAAGAUGGAAGACAAGCGAGGCAUUGAUUUUCAAUGGUUCGGGCGGUAUAUUGGAUUUUCUUGGAGUCCAAGGACUAGUAUCUGGUGACUUAGCGUAGCCUUGAAAUCGCAUGAAACAUACGUAAUCGACCAUGCUGAAUCUAGUGGCAAUGUCUGUUUUUGAGAAAGAACUCAAAAAUCUAGUGAAAACCGAAUUUUACAACAACUGCGGUUUCCAGACUGUUUUCAUCUAAUAUUAAAAAAUUCACAAUUCACUUAAAAGGCAUCAGACUGACUUCACAAUUCCAGGAUAAGAUUAAUUUUGGUCGCUAAACGUGUUUAUACGAUCGGAAAAAUGGAAAACGAUAUUUUUGUUCAAAGGUUUUUUCGAAACUCUUUCGGAAAAUCAUUGGACUUUGUAGAUUUUUUUCUAAGUUUCUUUUUAUAAAUAGGAUUGAAAAUCAACCAUUGAAAAUCAAUACCUCGCUUGUCUUCCAUAUUGAAGAGGACACUUUGGGCUAUAUACCCAUGUGAAAAAAUCAAAAUAUUUAUAUUUCAAGUUUUUCGGGUGAUGGUCUGGUUUUCAAAAGAUCCUCUGGAAAACCUACUUUGGAAAAAAAGAUUCAAAAUGACUUCAAUGAUGAAAAAAUGCAGUCAGGUCUUGGCUUUCAAUUAGUGAAAACCGGAAGUCUCUAUCGCUUUCUUGUCAAACGUUAUUCAAAAAACACUCGAGUUCAUUCUUUUUUUUAACUGACAAUAGUAAUUUAAUCUACAGUGGUGUGCAAAGUUAUUGACUCAUUCCAUAUUUACGAAUUGUUCGACUUUGCGUGCGUUUGUUAAGCGUCAUUUCAAAAAGCCCCUAUUUGGGUUUUGUAGAGCACUUCCAUUCGUAUUUAUUAUCUGACUUAGGUUAUUAAAUAAAAAAAUACUUUCAAAAAGUCACAGUUUUUUGUCUGUGCAAAAUUGUAGACUCGUCAAAAGCUUUCAUCAAAACAACUGUUCAAUGUUUAUCAGUAUUUACUCACUGGUCCUCCUGUGGCCAUCCGGCAGUGUUUCACUAGACGUGGUAUCGACUCAACCAAUUUUUUUCAAUUUUCCGGGCUAAAAUCCAUCGACAUUUGCUUGAUCAUCUUUUUCAGGUCUGUCAGGUUCUUUGACCGCAUGCUUUUGAGGCGAUCAUAUUCCACAAAAUUUCGACCCGGUUAAGAUCAAGAGAUGAAGCCGGCCGUGAGCGGAAUAUUGUUUCUAUCAAAAUAAUUCAUAGCAAAUUUUGAUGUAUAAGGGGAACAUUGUCCUGCAUGUGUAGCCAGUUGUCGUUUUGUGUGUCAAAUGUGCCUUAAAUAAAUAAAUUAGGUCGAAAAUAAAUAAAAUAAAACGGUGCGGUGGAAUUUUGUGUUCAGCUCCAUCUAUUUCUUUCCGAGAGAUGUCACUAUGAUCGGGGGCAAUUUAUCCCGAUAUCUUUUUAGUUGCAAAAAGGAAUAGAUAACUCAUACCUGAAUAUGCCUCUUCGUUUUUUAGUCUUUUACCAUUAGCGCUGAAUCAUGUUUCUAUACGGAGGAUUUUAAGCAAAACCCAGUAGUGUAUUAGAAUAAGGGAUGUUUAAAACGUUAGGCAGCUAACUUUUAUUCGAUUCAAAUUCAGUUUUGAAAUGGCGCUAUUUUCUACGUGUGUUUUUCAAGGCAAAUUUAAUCUAUGGUUUCUAUGCGAUCAAUGAGAAGUAACGAAAGAAAAUGAAUCAUAUAGUGUAUGUGAUCUAACGGCCAUUGAGAAAAAGUCCUUCCUUUCAUGCAUUCUUAGACGUUGGGUCUAAGUUAUAAGCGGCAGUUUCAUUAAAAGUGAGACAUAACUAAAAGAAUGUCGAAACAUAAAAUAAGUUUACGAUAGUUUAUUCAGUAAGAAUUAUGCUAGUGUAUAUUGAAUACAUCAUUUUGGCAAACGCAUUACGGAAUCAAUAAUCAAAACAUUUUCUCUUUAUUGUCAAAUUUCGAUGUUACAUUCCAAGUUCUACUAGAUCCCAUGCAUAUAUUACUACAAGGUACUUGCGAUUUUCACGGUAGUACCCACUGCUUUUCGUACAUUGAACAGAAAGAUGCCGCGCAAUUCUUCUUUUAAUUUCAGGUAUUUGUAAAUAUCAUUUGAAUGCAUUUCUUCAAAAUUGUGUCGAAACGAAUCGUUUUACAUUACCUCAAUUUUGUAAAGGUUUUAAUGAAUUUCCAUAUAGUGGAAGUGAAAGGUUAUCGAAACCAUCAAUGAAUAUUACAAUCGAAGAUUUAAAAAAUUGGGCUUCGGUUACAAAGCGAUUACCAGCGUGGGAAUGUGUUAAAGAUCAUAACGAUGAUGGAACAUUAGCAUGUAAUCUUUUUAAACACGAUACUAUUUUCUCUCAAUCUCAACCAUUAAGUGACGAUUUACGCUUAAACAUCGAUCAAUGGAAACUGCCCGAUUUACCGACACAUGUUGCGUCGAGUAUUCAAUUUAUUCAAUUUUGUAUCCAAUCGGAGCAAUUGUUUGUCUAUCUGACAACUAUUUAG
Messenger RNA from Didymodactylos carnosus, 2938 nucleotides. Lineage: Eukaryota; Metazoa; Rotifera; Eurotatoria; Philodinida; Philodinidae. The record is from the annotation of a GenBank genome assembly.